Messenger RNA from Miscanthus lutarioriparius, 501 nucleotides. The record is from the annotation of a GenBank genome assembly. NCBI's taxonomy places the organism in Eukaryota, Viridiplantae, Streptophyta, Magnoliopsida, Poales, Poaceae.
AUGGGUGGCUUCGGGACCUCGCGCCCUGCCUCCUCCGUCGCCCUCUGCGCCUUCCUCACCUUCCUCAACCUCUUCGCCUUCCUUCUCGCCGUCGGCGCUGAGCGCCGCCGCAGCACCGGGAAGGUGGUGCCGGACGAGUACGACGAGCGGUCCUACUGCCUCUACGACACCGACGCCUCCACGGUCUACGGCGUCUCCGCUUUCUUCGUGCUCCUGCUCCAGCAGGCCGUUGUCACCGCCGCCACGCGGUGCCUCUGCUUCGGCCCCGUGCUCUCCUCCCGCGGCUGCGCCGUCACCGCAUUCGUCCUCUCCUGGAUAACAUUUCUCAUCGCAGAAGCUUGCCUCAUAGGAGGAUCGGUGAGGAAUGCAAAGCACACCAAGUAUUUAGGUUACUAUAUGAAGCAUGACUUGGUGACCUGCGCCACCCUUCGCAAGGGAGUCUUUGCAGCCGCCGCUGCAAUGAUGAUCAUCAACCUCUUGGCGUCCCUUGUGUACUACUGA